CGGGCGGAGGAGGCCGGGCGGCGGCGGCGAGGAGAGGAGAGAGGAGAGAGGAGAGGAGCCGGCCGGACAUGGAGGCCCAGCCGAGGCCUCGGGUCGAGGGGCUCCCGCUGCUGCUGCUGCUGCUGCUGCUCCCGCUGCUCCCGCUGCUCCCCCCGGCCGGGGGGGCGGCGCCCCAGGGCGACCUCGGGCCGCGCAACCACACCCUGCUGCACACGCUGUUCUGCCAAGACGGGGAGCCCUCGCUGGGCCUGUCGGAGGCGUUCGACGGGGACCCCCUCUUCACCUUCGACUUCUCCGGCGGCUCCCGCCGGGCCCGGCUGCCCGAGUUCGAACCCUGGGCGGGCUACCGCGACGACCGGGACGACAUCGACUUCGACGCCGAGCUCUGCAGGGACCUCCUCUACGUCAUGACCCCUCAACUGGACGGCCGGGUCCCCGAGAACAGAGGGAUCCCGGCGGCCAAGGUCUUCCCGCUGGAGCCGCUGAGGCCGGGCCGGCCCAACGCCCUGGUCUGCUCCGUGGACAACCUGUUCCCGCCGGAGGCCGCCGUGGGCUGGCAGCGCCGAGGGGCGGAGGCGGAGACGGGCCGGGAGGGCCAGGCGGGCCCCGUGCUGGUGCCCCAAGAGGGCCUGGCCUUCCGGGCCUUCGCCUACCUCGACUUCACGCCCGCCGUCGACGACCUCUACGCCUGCGUCGUCGGCCGCCGGGGAGACCUCUCCUCCACCGUCUCCUACUGGGUACCCCGGGACGUACUGCCCUCGGACCUGCUGGAGAACGUGCUCUGCGGCCUGGCCUUCGGCCUGGGAGUCGCGGGCGCCUCCGUGGGCGUCGGCCUGCUCGUCCGCUACCGGCGGCGGGACGCGGGCGAUUGAACGCCGGGAGGCCGGAGUGAGGAGUGAGAGUCGGGGCCGGGCGGGCCCCCCCCGCCCACGGAGACGCCGCGGGGGCCGUGAAGAUCUCCACGCGCCCCGGGCCUCGGGACCCUCCCCCUCCUCCCCACUCUGGCAAUAAACUCCAUUCCCUAA
Ornithorhynchus anatinus (platypus) is the source of this 1025-nucleotide messenger RNA. RefSeq names its product HLA class II histocompatibility antigen, DM alpha chain. NCBI's taxonomy places the organism in Eukaryota, Metazoa, Chordata, Mammalia, Monotremata, Ornithorhynchidae. Gene Ontology annotation, molecular function: MHC class II protein complex binding. The record is from RefSeq and is a predicted model, not a curated record. Gene Ontology annotation, cellular component: MHC class II protein complex; membrane. Gene Ontology annotation, biological process: peptide antigen assembly with MHC class II protein complex; positive regulation of T cell activation; immune response. The coding region runs from base 69 to 872 and encodes 267 amino acids. The transcript has 5 exons.